Molecule: messenger RNA, 3033 nt
Organism: Colletotrichum karsti
Lineage: Eukaryota; Fungi; Ascomycota; Sordariomycetes; Glomerellales; Glomerellaceae
Exons: 6
Coding region: 1-3033 (1010 amino acids)
Biological process (GO): positive regulation of transcription by RNA polymerase II
Cellular component (GO): nucleus
Molecular function (GO): DNA-binding transcription factor activity, RNA polymerase II-specific; transcription cis-regulatory region binding; zinc ion binding
Source: RefSeq, a predicted model, not a curated record
AUGGACACCGCCGAAGGGGCGCCCGAGGACGACAAGUCUCCGGUUAAGCCUUCGGACAACAACGAGGAAGAUGGAAACGAAGGCCAAAAUCGCAAGAAGGCGAACGUCAGGAAGCGGACCAAGACCGGUUGUUUAACUUGUCGAAAACGUCGUAUCAAGUGUGACGAAGGAAGACCGAUUUGCAGUAACUGUAUCAAGUCGAAAAGGCACUGUGAGGGAUACAACCAACGAGUCAUCUUCAAAGAUCCUAUCGGCUCAUUCAACCUAAAUGGUGUUUACGGUCCUGUUGUCUAUCCCCCCGAGGCAUCAAAUCCGCCUUUCCAUCGGCUCGCCAACCCUCCGCCCAAGUCCUCUAAUGCGCCUCCUCUUGCGCCAAUUGCCCCCAAACCACCACAACAUAUGGACUAUGGGGGCCAACAUAUGCUUCAGUAUGGCCAAGGCUUCCCAGGCUCGUCGUCGACACAUCACCCUUCGUCCUCACCCUUCGACUUCAACCAAUUCUCCUUUGGACAGCAACCGCAAAUGCCUCCGACACCCUCCAUGACAUCGCCUAUCAGUCCCGACCAGUUUCAAGGGCCAUUUGGCGGCUCCCACAGUGCUUUCGUCAGUCCGAACACUGACAAUGGUGCUUUCACUCACAUACAACCGGAACAGUGGCAAAGACAGCCAUCGGUCCACACGCGGAUGGAGCAGGCCAACGCCUACGCCAGUGAUCCUAUUCGGAUGGAAGAGUUCAUGGACCAACCCGAUAUUGAGUACACGUACUCCGACGACGAUGCCUCCAUGGCCGAUUCUGAAGACGGAUUCGAAGAUCUUAUGGGCGAGGAGAGCGCGUAUGGACAAUUGGUUCAGGCUCGCUCGGAUGGUCCCUGGGAUGGCUUUGGGACAAAGGUCAGGACGUUCUCAGCGUUCGCGGAGGAAACGAUUCUUACGUCGUAUAUUCCGACACCCAACAACUCGCCCCUCAACGACGAACGGACGGCGGCGCUGUUCUGGCAUUUCAUCAACGUGACAGGGCCCAGCAUGUCCCUGUACGAGAGGCAUCCGUUCGACCACACCAAACUGAUGAACAAUUAUUCCAUUCCAAAGGCUGGAAACAACCUCUGGACCUACACAUUUCCCAUCUUGUCCUUCAACCAUCCGGCACUCCUGCAAGCAAUGCUUGCCCUAGGCGCUCUGCAAAUAGCGAAGCUGCAGCAGAUACCACCUACGGCGGCAAUGAAGCACUACCACCUAUCCAUCCGAAGAGUGGCGAAGAAUGUACGAAGCGUGAAGAGGAGGAUAACUCCAGCGACACUUGCCGCCACUCUGCUUUUGGGAUACUUUGAAGUUUGGAACUCGGACCACACCAAAUGGUGUAACCACCUGUUUGGCGCGAGGUUAUUGAUCAAGGAGAUCCCCUUCAGGAAAUGGACGAGGAACAUACUGCCGCUGAAGCGAGCCAGGAGAGCUCUGUUCCAAGAAAGCCAAAACCAACCGUUCGAUCCGUUUUACAUGGGGCACGACAACACUCACAUGAUGAACCACGACAUGGACGACCUGGAUCACCAUCUCUUGAGCCAGUUGACCAACCAACACGUUUCAUAUGAGGACGACACGCCCGCCUCUGGAAACUACUACACGGACCGCGAUAUUGAACACUACGAACAUCUUCGAGAUUUGUACUGGUGGUACUGUAAGAUGGAUGUUUAUCAGAGCAUGCUGGGUGGAGGGAAGCCUUUUAUGGACUAUCAGCAUUGGACGCAAUGCCCGCCACGAGCACCGAUGGGUCGGUUAGAAGCCAUUUACGGAACUUACGACCACUUGAUGCUUUUGCUGGGUCGUUUAUGCAGCUUCGCAUCCAAAGAUCUUCCACGAAAAAGGAAGUCAUUCAAGGGCUUCGGGCCUCCCGGCGGCCCGCCCGGAGGACCCCCAGGUGGUCCACCGGGGGCACCGCCAAACGCGGGUGGCCCUCCGAAAGGGAAUCAGGGAUGGGGUCCGCCGGGGAUGGCGAGUGGGAUGCCCGGAGGCGGGCCGCCCCCUGCGAUGAUGGGAGGAAUGCCCGGGGGACCAACCGGGGGACCACCGGUGGGAAUGCCGCCCUCGGGCAUGAUGGGCGGUCCGCCAGGCGGGCCAAUGGGCCCCCCGCCAGGCAUGAUGCCCGGAGGACCCGGCGGUUCGCCUCCCAUGUUCCCCGGCAUGUUGCCGAAUCUCGGAAAGGUGACACUACCAAUGGGUUUCAGCCCUCCAAGAGACGACUCCCCACCCCCGCCCGAUGGCUCACCCGAGGAUCUCGACUCGGAUAUCGCCGAAGAAGCAGCCAUGCGGGAGUGGGAGAGCCUCCGCAACGCCUUUGAGCUGCUCAAGUCCCGGUUCGGACCCGAAUUCCAGCCCUUGGGGGCCGAGUACUCCGACCACAGGGACUCACCGUUCGGCCCGACCUUGCAGUAUCGUACGUUCUCCGUGGCUGGCAUCUGGAUGAAUUACUACAUGGGCUUGAUCCAUCUCUACCGCGCGCAUCCGAAGAUGCCUCCUGCUGCCAUGAUUGCUGCCGGUAUCCAGGCUCAGCACACUGCCAAGUUCGCCAUCGAGAUUGGCCGCAUCGCGGCUGGCUUGACCGAUGACAUCUCGAACGCCACGGAAAUCAGCACUUUGGUGGGGGCAGCUCUGAUUGAGAGCGCUUUCUGCUUGUUUGUAGGAGCAAUCCAGUACCGAGACGACGCUCAACGUCACUGGAUAGUCAGGCGGAUGCACGACGUCGCACGUCUCACAGGCUGGCAGUCAGCCAGACAGAUCGCCGAGGGCUGCGAAUCCGGCUGGAAGAAGGCCGCGGCCAUGGGCAGAGGCCCGCCGUAUACGCGGGAUCCAACCCUUCGCACUGUGGUGCCUCCGUCGGUAUGGUUGAACCCGAGAAGGAUCGGGGCCAGGCUGGAGUUGCUGGAUGGCGACGAUAAGAUGCUGGUGGUCGCCAAGACGGAGCGGGCGCAUUACGCCCUGGGACUGCUCAGCGUCGAGCAGGAGCUAGAGAGGCUUGUUAUCAAGGAAGAGGGGUAA